UGGAAGUGGAAAGGCAAAUUGUGGCUAAUCAGCUAGAAAGAUGUAGGCUUGGAGCAGAAUCACCAAGUAUCGCCAGCACAAGCCCCAGAAAGAAAAAUUCUGUAUUUGAAUCAGAUUCUUCCAAAUUUCUUCAUGACCAGCUGCUUCUGGUAGAGUUGCUGUUCAAAACAAGUUUCUCUGAAGAAGCCACUGGGAUGUUCAGCCUCCCAUAUAAUACAGCAUUGCAGCUAACUUUCCGUCUGUAGCGUUACUGAUUCAGUCGGACUCAGUCCUGGGCUGCCAGGUGUGCUGGAGUACGUGCUGAUGCAGAUCCAGCAGCCACCAGUGCAAACAAACCCCUCGUGUCAGAGGGAGUUCAUACCAAUGCCUAUCACAUUAGGACAGAACCAAUACAAGGGAACCUCUACUCACCGGAACAGACAUCUCUCCAUGAAAGUGAGGGGUCUGUAGGUAACUCCAGAAGUUCAACACAAAUGAAUUCUUAUUCUGAUAGUGGUUACCAGGAAGUAAGCAGCUUUCAUAACAGCCAAAACUUGAACAAACCAGAAAACAGACAGCAGCAUUCCGUUAUUGGAACUGCUACUAACCACUUGGUGAGAAGCUCACGAGCUGAAGGGCAGACUCUAGUCCAGCCUUCAGCAAACGUUGCUACCAACCGAGCCAUGAGACGCGUCAGUUCAGUCCCGUCCAGAGCACAGUCUCCCUCUUACGUGGUCAGCACAGGUGUUUCCCCUUCCAGGGGGUCUCUGCGAACAUCUCUGGGUAGUGGGUAUGGUUCUCCCUCAGUUGCUGAGCAAAGAUCCCUCGCUUCUCAUGCAUAUUCAUCCACUACUCUGCCAGUACAGCGGGCGGCAUCCCCGUAUGCUGCACAGAGACCUGCUUCCCCGGUGACUGUGCGGCGGAUUGGCUCGAUCACAUCCAGACAGACAGCAAAUCCCAAUGGUGGGACUUCUCAGUACCAAGCAUCAGCUAGAGUUGGCUCUCCACUUGCCCUCGCUGAUGUACAAACCAGAGUUGCUUCUCCACCCCAAACGCAGCUGGGAUCAUCUUCCCCAAAGCGUUCUGGUAUGACUGCAGUUCCACAACAUUUGGGAACAACACUACAGAGAACAGUCCAUGAUAUUGAACAUUACGGACAGCAGUAUGAUAUAUAUGAGAGAAUGGUUCCUCCACGUCCAGAUAGCCUUACAGGCCUGAGGAGUUCAUAUGCUAGUCAACACAGUCAACUAGGACAGGAAUUACGAUCGGCUGUAUCUCCUGACUUGCACAUCACCCCUAUCUAUGAAGGCAGAACUUACUACAGUCCCGUGUACCGUAGUCCAAAUCAUGGAACAAUUGAGCUCCACCAGGGAUCCCAGUCAGCACUGUAUCGAACAGGGUCAGGAGUUGGAAAUCUUCAAAGAUCAUCCAGUCAGCGUAGCACACUCACAUACCAAAGAAAUAAUUAUGCUCUGAACACAACUGCUACCUAUGCGGAACCCUACAGGUCAAUGCAGUACCGACUGUCAGAGUCUGGCUAUAACAGGCUGCAGCACGCAGCGCCCGCCGACGAUGGGACCACGCGAUCUCCAUCCAUAGAUAGCAUUCAAAAAGACCCCAGGGAGUUUGCUUGGAGAGAUCCGGAACUGCCUGAAGUCAUUCACAUGCUCCAACACCAGUUCCCAUCAGUCCAGGCGAACGCAGCCGCCUACCUUCAGCAUUUGUGCUUCGGAGACAACAAAGUGAAAACAGAGGUGUGCCGGCUGGGAGGGAUCAAACACCUGGUGGAUCUCCUGGAUCACAGAGUCCCGGAGGUUCAGAAGAAUGCAUGUGGUGCACUGAGAAACCUGGUGUAUGGAAAGUCUACAGAUGAAAACAAAAUAGCAAUGAAGAAUGUUGGUGGGAUCCCUGCACUUCUGCGAUUGCUUAGAAAAUCCAUUGAUGCAGAAAUAAAAGAGCUCGUAACAGGGGUUCUCUGGAACUUGUCUUCAUGUGAUGCGGUGAAGAUGACAAUCAUAAGAGACGCUUUGUCAACGCUGACAAACACUGUGAUAGUGCCACACUCCGGGUGGAACAGUGCCUCCUUUGAUGAUGAUCAUAAAAUUAAAUUUCAGACUUCCCUGGUUCUGCGCAACACUACAGGAUGCCUGAGGAAUCUGAGCUCUGCGGGGGAAGAAGCCCGGAAGCAGAUGAGGUCCUGCGAAGGGCUGGUUGAUUCACUGCUCUAUGUGAUCCACACCUGUGUGAACACAUCGGAUUAUGACAGCAAGACAGUGGAGAACUGCGUGUGCACCCUGAGAAACCUUUCCUACCGCUUGGAGCUGGAGGUGCCUCAGGCGCGUCUGCUGGGCAUCAAUGAACUGGACGACUUGUUGGGAAAGGAGUCACCAAGCAAAGACUCCGAGCCAAGCUGCUGGGGGAAAAAAAAGAAGAAGAAAAAAAAAACUUCACAGGAGGACCAGUGGGAUGGAGUUGGCCCUAUACCAGGAUUUUCCAAGUCUCCUAAGGGGGUAGAAAUGCUGUGGCACCCAUCGGUAGUGAAGCCGUACCUAACGCUUCUAGCAGAAAGCUCCAAUCCAGCCACUCUCGAGGGCUCUGCAGGAUCUCUCCAGAAUCUUUCUGCUGGCAACUGGAAGUUUGCAGCAUACAUUCGAGCUGCUGUAAGGAAAGAAAAAGGACUGCCAAUCCUUGUGGAACUCCUGAGGAUGGAUAACGAUAGAGUCGUUUCAUCUGUGGCAACCGCCUUACGGAACAUGGCAUUAGAUGUUCGGAAUAAGGAGCUUAUUGGCAAAUAUGCUAUGCGAGAUCUGGUGAAUCGACUGCCAGGAGGCAAUGGCCCAAGCAUACUGUCUGAUGAGACUGUAGCAGCAAUCUGCUGCGCGCUGCAUGAGGUCACCAGCAAAAAUAUGGAAAAUGCCAAAGCCCUCGCUGAUACCGGGGGAAUAGAAAAGCUGGUGAACAUAACAAAAGGAAGAGGUGACAGAUCUUCACUGAAAGUUGUCAAGGCAGCUGCUCAGGUACUGAAUACGUUAUGGCAGUAUCGAGACCUUCGCAGCAUUUAUAAGAAGGAUGGAUGGAAUCAGAGUCACUUCAUUACACCGGUAUCGACGCUUGAACGUGAGAGAUUCAAAUCCCAUCCCUCGUUAUCAACAGCCAAUCAGCAGAUGUCACCGGUCAUACAGUCAGUUGGCAGCACAUCUUCAUCACCGGCUUUGUUAGGAAUUAGAGAACCCCGCUCUGAAUAUGAGAGAACACAACCUUCUAUGCAGUAUUACAACAACCACGGCGAUAUCAUUGCUCAUAAAGACAUCUAUACUGGUUCCAGCAAAACGUCCCCAAUUUACAUCAGUUCCUAUUCCUCACCAGCGAGAGAACAGAACAGGCGGCUACAGCAUCAGCAACUGUACUACAGUCAAGAAGAUACCAACAGAAAGAACUGCGACGCGUACAGGUUGUACCUGCAGUCCCCACACAGCUAUGAAGACCCAAACUUUUACGAUCGAGUUCACUUUCCUGCUACUUCAGACUACACAACACAGUAUGGACUGAAAUCAACCACAAAUUAUGUAGACUUUUAUUCCACCAGACGAUCUUCUUAUAGAGCAGAACAGUACCCAGGUUCACCUGACUCCUGGGUGUAGCAUCAAAGGGAAAAAAAAAAACAACAGUAUAUUUCUCAUCGCGCUUGAGAAGAAAUUGAAUGGCCUCAUUUGAUGUCUUGGUUAUGAAAUCUGAAGGUGAAAUAAAAGAGGAAAUAAGGAA
Messenger RNA from Phasianus colchicus (ring-necked pheasant), 3741 nucleotides. Lineage: Eukaryota; Metazoa; Chordata; Aves; Galliformes; Phasianidae. The record is from RefSeq and is a predicted model, not a curated record.